UCAAGGGAUUGUGCGUUCCGCCUCUCGCUUUUGCCAUGGAUUUUGAUUUCUCUCUCGAGGUUUUCUCUUCUAUUGUCGAGCUGGGAGCAGUCUUUACUUUUUCUAUGGAGAGAUGGGAGCAUUGUCUCCGUGCCUGCAAUUUUUUGUACCCAGAUCAAUUUUAUUGUUUGGCGUAUUGCGAAUUUGCGAUGUUCUAAGAUUUGGGACUCGGUUGCAGUUCAUGGUGAUAAGUUUCGCAUCCAGAGCGAGCGUUGUGCAAAUAAGUUACAUACACUCUUUUCUUCAUGCCAAUGCCAAGAUUAUUCUGUGGACUGUGAUUACAGUAGUGACAUUAUCUUUUUUCAAGGGCUCUGCAUUUCGGAACACUUGAUAGUUAUGGACCGCCCGAGUUUGCUGCGGAGGCAUGAUCAGGAGGUUGUGAGGCCGAUCUCAAACAAAGGUUCGCCUGAAGCUCAUGAGGAAGAAAUGAUUCGAGCUGCUGUAAUAAACCGCUCGGCCCUUGCCACACUUCAACCAAGGAGCGCUUCCACAUUUGAUAUCACUCUUCCAGAAUAUCCUGAUAAGAAGUUUGUCCCAAAUUUUCCACUCGUUAUGAGAGAUGAGCUAACGGAGGAUAAUGACAUGACCCUGAACCCAGGAGGAGUCAGAGAAAAGGCUUGGAGAGACAGUUGUCUGACAGAUCUCCCGAGCAUACAUCUACGCAGGUUAAAUGGGUGCGACUUAUUGGAGCUCUGUAAGGAUGUACUUGCUGGGUUAACUCAUCAAAUGACAGAAAGAAGAGCUGCAAAUAUCAUGUUGUUAGCAUGGAACAUGAGACAAUUUGAUAUGGUGUCUCAUGUAUUUCCUGUUAAAAACCCGUGUGCAGCUUCGGCUGACAUAGACAUGAAUACUUUGACAACAAGACCGUUUGGGGGAAAUCAUACUUAUACAGACCCAUAUGUCAGGCCAGAGGGCAUUGAAGAUGAUCAGUAUGUUGCUGCAUGUGCAUACAUAUCGGCCAGUACACUCCGCUUGUUCAGUAAGUCACCUGAGAACUACUCCCUCCGUCCGGAAAUACUUGUCGGAGAAAUGGAUGUAUCUAGAUGUAUUUUAGUUCUAGAUACAUCAAUUUUUAUCCAUUUCUUCGACAAGUAUUUCUGGACGGAGGGAGUACAUGAAUGCAGUUGCUAAGCACAUUCCACGUAUGUUCUACAGAUUUUAUAACAUUGACUUUCCGCUUACCGGGUUUAAGCCAGAUAAGAAAUGCAUUGAGGCCCUAAAACUUAUAUAUGAGACAAAGUCGGCCUACAGGAACACCUUGGCCCCUUUCUUGUAUGAGUUCAAAGGCCUCGGCGAUGCAAAGGGAAUGUGUCAGAUGCUUUAUGAGCAGGACUUGGCUUAUACAGGCUACAUGUUGUAAACUUAUACCUGCGUGCUUGUUUUGGACUACAUGCAUCACUCAUUCAGCUAGGAGCAUGCCUUUGGCAUCAGAUGACGAAGAACACUCUCAUUUCACUGUGCAGAGUCUGCAGAACCUAUGUUGUCAAUCCAUCUGUGGAGAAUUCAAGAGAGACAUGGAAAUAUGCACGAUUAUAUGGCACCGAGUAUUUUCCUCUUCUUAAAUCCGACAAGUGUAAUCUUCUUCUAUGUUGCCUGGCCAUUAUUUGCAAGAAGCUUGGAAUAAGUGAAAAUCAAGAUAUGAUGGUAAUUGCACGGACGAGGAAGGCUGACUUUAUAUGGAAAAACUCCAACGUUUGGGCAAACAGGGCAGUGCUCUGGUUUAAGGCAAAUGCUUCACCACACCAUGGCCGAUCACAGGAAGUAUCUGCAAGGGUUUGGGAUGAUGCACCGUCAAAGAAAAGGAUGAGGGAUGAUGGGACCCAAGAUACCAGAGUCACAAAAUCCACUCGUCGGAGUCUUCAUUGAGCCAUUCGCAGUUGGCGAGUGACCCUAAACCUCGUCCAGACAAUGGUUGCGCACAAUCGUAGAUUUUGGGAAAUUAUCCUGUGUUUCUUGGAACUGCAAACCAUUAAUUUAUAGCGCACAAUGGUGGGCCUGACUUGAUGGUAACUUAUCCUGAAUGUUUUUCAAUUAUUAGUUCUA
Molecule: messenger RNA, 2082 nt
Organism: Aegilops tauschii subsp. strangulata
Lineage: Eukaryota; Viridiplantae; Streptophyta; Magnoliopsida; Poales; Poaceae
Source: RefSeq, a predicted model, not a curated record